Molecule: messenger RNA, 6335 nt
Organism: Oenanthe melanoleuca
Lineage: Eukaryota; Metazoa; Chordata; Aves; Passeriformes; Muscicapidae
Gene: CROCC
Product: ciliary rootlet coiled-coil, rootletin
Exons: 34
Coding region: 625-5847 (1740 amino acids)
Biological process (GO): centrosome cycle
Source: RefSeq, a predicted model, not a curated record
UGGUUUCUGUUGGGAAAGACACCAGGAGGGGAAGGUAAGAGAAGAAAUGAGGGGAAAAGGAGGGGUUUGGGACACAAAUGCUCGGGGGUGGAAUUGGAGGCAGCUCCUGCCUGGCUGGAGGCAUCCAAGACUCUGUAAAUCCUCAAUCCCAUCUGCCUGCUCCCUGGCCUGGGUAAUCUCCGGCUCUCCCGGGGAGAAAGGGCACUUUUCCUGUCGGGGGGGGCGAGGGGAGGGCGGCCGGGCGAGCUUCCCCUUCCUGGAGCGCGGCUUGGGACCGGAUCCAUGCCUUGUUUCAGGAGCGGGGAUGCCUCCAGCCCCCGUUCCGGGGGUUUGGGGCUCGGCUUGGGGAUUUAUCCCCACUUUUCUCUACUAGGGUGGGGGCAGAAAGUCUUUAAUUACCCGAGGGUUAAUUAAAGCUCCAGCGGGGGGAUGACCCGGGGUGCCGGGGCCAUCCCCGCAUCCCGGCGCUGUUAAAGCCGCUUCACCCCUUGGCAACCCCGGCUCGCUCCACCCCGGAGCUUUUCCUGCCGGAGCGAACUCCCUUAAUGAGCUUAAGGAGCGCGGGGCUUACGGAGCGGGCCCCGAGGAGCCCCGAGCCCCGCGGGGAGCGGCUCCCCCGGAGCCAUGGCCUCGCUGCUGUCCCUGCAGGAGGAGAACAGGAUCCUGCAGCAGGAGCUGUCCCGCGUCGAGGACCUGCUGGCCCAGAGCCGGGCCGAGCGCGAUGAGCUGGCCAUCAAGUACAACGCCCUCAGUGAGAGGCUGGAGCAGAGCCUGCGGCUGGAGCCCGAGGAGGCGGCCGAGAGCCGGAGCCUGGCCCAGCACAACAUCGAGCUGCGCCGGCUGCUGGAGGAGGAGCAGGCUGCCUACAAGAGGAAGCUCCAGGCCUACCAGGAGGGCCAGCAGCGCCAGGCACAGCUGGUGCAGAAGCUCCAAGCCAAGGUGUUGCAGUACAAGAAGAAAUGUGGGGAAGUGGAGCAGCAGCUGCUGGAGAAAGCGACGGAGCUGGAGCAGGAGAGGCUGACGAUCCAGCUGGAUGCCAGUGGCUCCCAGCCCGAGGAGGAGAGCAGCAACGAGCUGGAGAACGCCCUGAUCCGGCUGGAGGAGGAGCAGCAGAGGAGCAGCAGCCUGGUGCAGGUGAACUCCAUGCUGCGGGAGCAGCUGGAACAGGCCAACGUGGCCAACGCGGCGCUGAGCGAGGACAUCCGGAAGCUGACAGCAGACUGGGCACGGGCCCGGGACGAGCUGGAGCAGCGGGAGGCGGAGUGGAGACGCGAGGAGGAGUCCUUCAACACCUACUUCAGCAACGAGCACAGCCGGCUGCUGACGCUCUGGCGGCAGCUGGUGGCCUUCAGGCGCCACUUCGGGGACAUGAAGGCCACCACCGAGAGGGACCUGGCGGAGCUCGGCCAUGCGGCGUCCCGGACCGGCCGCGCCGCGCACGCCGCCUGCCUGCAGCUGGCAGCCAACCUGCGGCUGGCCGAGAGCCAGGCGGGCGCCGCCCGCGAGCGGCAGCAGCUGCGCCUGGAGCAGCUGCAGGAACAGCUGGCGGCGCGGGCGCGGGACGCGGAGCUGGAGAAAAACACCCUGGCAGCCAGGCUGGCGGAGCUGACAGCGGCUCUGGAGCAGCGCCGCAGCGAGGACGAGGAGAAGGAGCGGGCGGUGGAGGCGCUGACCCUGCAGCUGCGGGAGCUGGAGGCCGCGCGCGCCCGGGAGCCGACGCCGGAGCAGGUGCAGGCCCUGCGCUCCGAGCUGCAGCUGCUGCGCCGGACGCUGCACGAGCUCACCCAGGCAGUGCUGGCGGAUGACCCCGAGCCCCUCCCACCCGCCGUGUCCCCCCCGUGUCCUGCCGUGUCCCCUCUCCGCAGCCUCUCUGCCAGCGCCGCCGCCGCCGCCGUGCACGCGGCCCUGAGCCGGCGCCAGCUGCAGCUGCAGGAGGCCCAGAGGCAGGUGGAGGCGGGCCAGGAGGCGGCUGGGGGCCUGCGGCGGGAGCUGGGCAUGCUGGAGCAGCGGCUGGAGCAGCUGGGAGCCGAGGCCGGGAGCUGCCGGCGGGCGCGGGAGGAGGCGCAGCAGGAGGGGCUCCGGCUGCGCGCCGAGGCCGAGGGGCUGCGCAGGGAGCUGUGCCGCGCGGAGGCGGCGCUGGCGGAGGAGCAGCAGCGAGUGGGGGCCCUGCAGCAGGAGCGGGAGCAGCUGCGGCGCCGCAGCGAGGAGCUGCAGGAGGCACGGGAGGAGGCGGCCCACGACGCCCAGGCUGCCCGCCAGCAGCUGGAGCACAGCCAGCAGCAGGUGCAGGAGCUGGAGGCGCAGCGGGCGCGGGCGCAGCGGGAGCUGCUGGAGGAGCGGGAGGCGCUGAGCCGGGCGCUGCUGGAGGCGGAGCUGGCCCACGACGAGCAGGAGGCGCUGGCUGAGGCCCUGGGCAAGGCGCAGGGCAGCUGCGGGGAGCUGGCGGAGGCGCGGCGGGCGGCGGAGGCGGAGGAGUCGCGGCUGCGGGACGCGCUGGCCAAGACCAGCGAGCUGGCGGCCGGGCUGGCCCGGGACAAGGCGGAGCUGAGCCGGCGGCUGGAGCGGCAGGAGCAGGAGCGGGAGCGGGGCCGGCUGCGCACCCGCGAGCUGUGCCGGGAGCUGGCGCUGCUGCGGGCGCGGCUGGAGCGCGGCCCCCGGCCCGGGGACGAGCGGCGGAGCCUGGAGCAGGCGCGGGGGGACCCCCGGGACAACGGGCGGGGGCUGCGGGAGGAGCUGCGGGAGCUGCGCGGGCUCCAUGAGCGGCUGCGCCACAGCCUCGGCCAGGCGGUGCAGGAGCAGAGCGCGGCGGGCGAGGCGCUGGCGCGGGCGCGGGCGGAGCAGGAGCGGCUGCGGGCGGAGCAGGAGCGGCUGGGCCGGACACAGGCGGCGCUGGCCCAGGACGGGGCCGGACUGGCCGUGAGGCUCGCGGCCGCCCAGCGCCAGGACAGGCACCGCGAGCGCGAGGCCGCGGGGCUCAGGUCGGAGAAGGAGGGGCUGGAGAGCAGCGUGUUCCAGCUGCAGCAGGAGCUGGUCCAGCUCCAGGCCCGCAAUCAGCAGCUGGAGGCCCAAGGCCGGACCCUGAGCCAGGCCAAGGAGGCGCUGGAGGCGGAGCUGGGCGCGGCGCGGCGGGAGCGGCGCCAGGCGGAGGCGGCGGCGGAGGCGGGCGCGGUGGCCGCGGCCCUGCGGAGCGCCCGCGAGGCGCAGCGGGACCAGCUGGAGCUCCUGCAGCGCGACAAGGAGGAGCUGGAGGCCGAGCGGGGCCGGCUGGUGCAGGAGCACGAGGAGCUGGUGGCCGAGCUGGCGGCAACGCGGCAGCAGCACCAGAGCGAGAAGCAGCAGGCGCUGGCCCUGCAGCAGGAGGAGCGGGUGGCCCUGGCAGGGACACUGUCCGGGCUGCAGCGGAGCCUGGACGAGGCCACGGCCGAGCUGGAGCAGCGGCGGCGAGAGGUCAGCGGCCACCAGGAGAAGGAGCAGGAUUUGGCCGCGGAGCUGCGCUCGCUGCGGGCGCGGGCGGAGGAGGCGGCGCUGAGCCACGAGCGGGAGGCGCGGGCGCUCCGGGACCAAGCGGCAGCGGCGGCCAAGCAGCGGGACAGCGCCCUGCGGGAGGCGGAGGAGGCGCGGGCGCAGCUGCGGGCGGGCGCGGAGGCGCGGGCGGCGGCGCGGCGGGAGCUGCUGGAGGCGCAGCGAGAGGCCCGCGACAGUCGCGACAGCCGCGACAGCGAGCGGCGGCGGGCGCAGGAGGCGCGGCGGGCCCUGGACGAUGCGGCCCGGGAGAAGGAGACGCUGCAGCGCUCCAACGAGGAGCUGCGGGCGGCGCUGCGGCGCGCCGAGGGAGAGCGCAUCAGCCUGAAGCGCUCCGGGGAGGACAAGGAGCAGCGGCUGGCGCUGCUGGAGGCGGCGCGGGCGGCGGCCGAGCGGGAGGUGUCGGAGCUGCGGGCGGCGCUGCGGGGGCUGGAGCGCGCCCGCCUCGAGAGCCGCCGGGAGCUGCAGGAGCUGCGCCGCCAGGUGAAGGAGCUGGACAGCGAGAACAGCCGGCGGGGCCGGGAGCUGGGCGAGCUGCAGGCGCGGGUGGCCCUGGAGGAGCAGCGGGAGCAGCGCAGCCGCCGCGAAGCCUCCGGCCUCAGGCAGAAGGUGGCGGAGAGCGAGGCCGGCACCGAGGCUGCCAGGAAGGAGCUGCAGCAGCUGCAGCAGCGCCUGGCGGCGGCGGAGCAGGAGUUCGGGCGGCGGGAGCAGGAGCUGUCCCGCAGCCUGGAGGAGGCGCGGGGCAAUGAGAAGAAGCUGCUGGCGGACGCGCGGAACCUGCAGCUCAAGGUGGAGGCGGCGCGGGCCGAGGUGGCCGAGCUGGGGCUGCGGCUGAGCGCGGCCCAGGGCCGGGCCCAGGGGCUGGAGGCGGAGCUGGCCCGCGGCGAGGAGCAGCGCAGGGCCACCGAGUCCCGCCUGGGCGGCCUCCAGGCCACCCUGCGCCGCACCGUGGCCGUCGCCAGGGCCAAGGGGACCCCGGAGGGGCCGAGCAGCCCCGGUUCUGUCCCGGACCCCGACGCCGAUCCCGAGGCGCUGCGGGCGGCGCUGCGGGAAUUCCUGCGGGAGCUGCAGGACGCGCAGCGGGAGCGGGAGGAGCUGCGGGCGCAGCUGGGCAGCCUGGGCCGGCGCCUGGCGGAGGCGGAGGCGGAGCGGGACAGCGCCGGGGCCCGGGCGCAGCAGCUCCAGAAGCUGCUGGACGAGAGCGAGCAAGGGCGGAGGGAGCUGAGCGCUGCCCGCACCGCGCGGCUGCUGCGGGACGAGAACCUGCGGAGCUCCCAGCGGGAGUGCCGGGAGCUGCGGGACCGCCUGCGCUCCGCCGAGAGGGAGCGGCGGGCGGCGCAGGAAAAGCUGGGCGAGCUGGAGGAGGCGCGGCAGAGGCUGGAGGUGUGCGAGAGCCGCAGCUGCCGGCUGGAGCUGCAGCGGCGGGCGCUGGAGGCCGAGCUGGGCCGGGCCCGGCGGGCGGCGGCCGAGCGGGAGGCGGAGGCGCGGGAGGCGCGGCAGCGAGCGGAGCAGCUCCGCACGCAGCUGGCUCAGGCGGGCUCCGGCUCGGGGCCGUUCCCGGGGAGCGGCUCCAAGGGCGAAGCUCCGGGCGGGUCUCUGCUCCACGAGCGACUCCUGCAGCUCCAGAACGCGCUGGCCGCCGGCGAGACGGACCGGAGGCUGCUGCAGGAGGGGCUGGAGGAGGCGCGGCGGGCGCUGGCGGAGGCGCGGCGGGAGAAGGGAAUGCUGCGGGAGCAGCUGCGGGAGCAGCGGGAGCUGGGGAUGCUGCGGGAGCCGGGAACGCUGCGGGAGCCGGGAACGCUGCGGGAGCCGGGAACGCUGCGGGAGCCGGGAACAAUCCGGGAGCCGGGAACAAUCCGGGAGCCGGGAGCGCUGCGGGAGCCGGGAGCGCUGCGGGAGCCGGGGAUGAUCCGGGAGCCGGGAGUGCUACAGGAGCCGGGAACGCUGCGGGAGCCGGGAACAAUCCGGGAGCCGGGAGUGCUACAGGAGCCGGGAAUUCCGCCGGAACAGGGAAUGCCGCCGGAACAGGGAAUGCCGCCAGAGCCCUCCCAGGAUGGGCAGAAGGAGGAGCAGGAGCAGGAGCCUCCCAGCCGGGCGGGGCCGGGUCUCCCUGGGGGCUCGGCCGAGCAGGAGCUGGAGGAGGCUCGGAAACGCAUCCGGGUGCUGCGGGCUCAGCUGUCGGCGCUGGAGCUCCGGGCGCGGCCCGAGGCACCGACGGAGCUGCAGCGGGAGCUGGGGCGGCUCCGGCUCGGCCGCGGCGGCCUGGAGGAGCAGAUCGCGCUGCUCAAGGAGCAGGAGCUGCAGCGACAUCCCACCGGAACUUAGGGAAUUCCGGGAAUUCCGGGACAUCCACAGGGACUGGCACAGCUCCACCCCAAAAUCCACAGCAGAGCCCAGCACAGCUCAGGGAUGGGAGGAUCCAUCCCCAUCCCCAUCUCAAUUCCCAUUCCCAUUCCCACCCCAAAAUCCACAGCAGAGCCCAGCACAGCUCAGGGAUGGGAGGAUCCAUCCCCAUCUCUCUGCUCCAAACCCACAGCGAUUUUUGCCUCCUCAUUCCCUUUUCUCCAGGAAAAAGCUGCACUUUUCCCACCAGCUGACAAAAUUGCUCCAUUUUUGGUACAAUUUGGGACCUCAUGGGUGGUUUUACCCAUUUUCCUGUUUCAGUUUUUAACAAAAAAAUGGGGAAUAUUCCUUUCCCCAUUCCUUUUUUUAGCCCCAGAAAACCCAAUUGAUUUAUCCCCCUCCAGCCUUCCAAGCCGUGCCCUCACCCCAUCCUAAUCUUUCCCCUUUUUCUAACAAAAAAAAUCCCUGGA